This is a messenger RNA of Peromyscus eremicus (cactus mouse), 843 nucleotides long. RefSeq names its product putative endogenous retrovirus group FC1 Env polyprotein. NCBI's taxonomy places the organism in Eukaryota, Metazoa, Chordata, Mammalia, Rodentia, Cricetidae. The record is from RefSeq and is a predicted model, not a curated record. The coding region runs from base 256 to 843 and encodes 195 amino acids. The transcript has a single exon.
UUUCUGAAGUCCACCACCUCAUCCACACUGCUUCCAGCCUGGAGAGAAGGUGUGGACAAGAGACACUGAGCUGAGGCACUGGGACCCUGCUGGAAGCCACCACACCUCGUCAUCCUGAUCACCUCCACUGCGUCCAGCAUCCCACACCUGGCCACAUCACUCUCAGGUCAAGUGUGCCACUGGGAACAACAGGCUAGCUAAAGAAAAGUAGAUUGUCAUCAAGACCUGCGAAGAUCCACUGAAGAUAAGAGUGACAUGGGGUUUAAUUUAGUGCUGUUGUUUUGUCUGGCUAUAUUCCCUUCUGUUCUUUCCGGGAACCCAAAUGGGAAACGCCCAGCUCCCCGGUCUCCUAUACAAACCAAACCAGCCCCUAAGGCAUGGAAGUUCCAUGUAAUUGCCCUGGAAAAUCACAACAAGACCAUAGGCUCUACCUUCUGUCCGAUCACAGGAUGUGCAAGUGCUAUAAGCCUCACUUUUGAUAUAAGGGACACCUGCCAAGGGAAAUGUAUAAAUGACUUCUACAAUGCUAUGUCCUCUCCUAUAUACGUCUGUUUUAUGUAUGAGCAAACUCGGCCCGACUGUAAGGACCCAAAUUAUGGAGGAUGUCCACACUGGAACUGCAAAUAUCAUAGUACUUGGACCAGAUGGGGAGGAGAAAACCCAUCCAAACUCACCUCAGUUGAUUGGCAUACUAAGGUCAACUACUUAAUCCCUGACCCUUGGGAUAUUAGAUGGAAAAAAGGGGUCGUGGGUUUUGUCUAUAGACAUAAUGAGAAGGAUGCAGCCUUUGAUGGGAAGACUAAGAUAUUCAUCUAUAGAGCUUUAGCUGAGUUCACACCUUAG